This is a messenger RNA of Rhipicephalus sanguineus (brown dog tick), 429 nucleotides long. RefSeq lists its product as uncharacterized. The coding region runs from base 61 to 429 and encodes 122 amino acids. NCBI's taxonomy places the organism in Eukaryota, Metazoa, Arthropoda, Arachnida, Ixodida, Ixodidae. Gene Ontology annotation, molecular function: iron ion binding; oxidoreductase activity, acting on paired donors, with incorporation or reduction of molecular oxygen; monooxygenase activity. The transcript has 2 exons. The record is from RefSeq and is a predicted model, not a curated record.
GAAGCCAAGCAUCUAGCGGACACACUAGCUUCGCACCAUGGUCGUCCAGUGGCGAGCUUCAUGUCCACGCACAGGAGCCACAUCAACUCCAUGUGUCAGUUCCUGCUGGGAUACCGCUACGAUUUAGACGAUCCGCGGUUUGCCCCACUCCAAGAAGCUGUGUCGGCCUUUAAGCUACAGACAGCAGCUGCACCCAUUGAACACAGAGCGGCUUGGUUGCGACGUACGCUGAUCGAAACCCUCUGGCCCAGCUCCAUCAGUGCAAACCGUCGGCAUAAAAUAUCCAAACUCAACGCCGUGCUCAGAGAAUUAGUUCAGACGAACGAGAAUACCAAGAACAGUGGGCGUGCGGCAAGCUACAUUGACCUGUACAUGGAGAAGAUCAGCGAAGCAGAGGAACACCAGAAAAAGUAUUUCAGAGCUACGUAA